UUGUUGAAUUCGUGGUUACCUCUGUGUUGUAGUGGUUACGCUGAAAUUGUGACUUGCAUUUAGUAGUUUGCCUAACUUUAUUUUUUUUCCUUUUUUGUAUUUCGUCAAGUUUCUGAGUCAAUACAUUUAAAUUUGUCAUGCAGACAGACAAAUUAAUCCGCACCCUUUGGCUCAUAAAUGUUUCCUCCAUGUUGCAGAAUGCCUCUUCCUCCGGCACUACUGGCCCGCUUGGCCAAGAGAGGGAUUGUGAAACCAUCAGAGCAAGGGGCAGAUGAGGAGAUUAUUGCUGAAGAUUAUGAUGACAACAAUGUAGAUUAUGAAGCCACCAGGGUGGAAAAUCUGCCACCAAACUGGUAUAAAGUCUUUGACCCUGCCUGUGGUCUUCCUUAUUACUGGAAUGUGGAGACAGAUUUGGUAGCCUGGCUAUCCCCAAAUGACCCAUCUGCUCAGAUAACAAAAGCUGCAAAGAAACAAAAAGCUGAGGGAGAUGAGAGAGGUGAGCGUCAAUUUGACAAGUCCGAUAGAGAGCGGGACAGAGACCGAGAGCGGCACAGAGACAGAGAUCGGGAGAGAGAUCGGGAGAGGGACGAUAGGAGGGACAGAGACAGAAGGAAGCAAAGGCGAGAAGACACAGCCCCUUAUAACAAGGGCAAAAGAGGCAGAAAAGACGAUGAACUGGACCCAAUGGAUCCAAGUGCAUAUUCUGAUGCUCCAAAGGGCUCAUGGUCAAGUGGUCUUCCCAAACGCAAUGAAGCCAAGACAGGAGCCGAUACCACAGCAGCUGGGCCUCUGUUCCAGCAGCGACCGUACCCCAGUCCAGGGGCUGUACUACGGGCUAAUGCAGCUAACCAACUUCCUAAAGAGUAACAUCAACUCCCAGCUGUACUUGGAUGUCAUUUUUGUUUACUGGUAACUCAUAAGUUCAUAUUUCAUAAUAACAUUUGUCUGAAGUUUGGAGAGGGAGUCUUGAUGUAAUAAGCUCAAAUUGUAAACAUCAAACAUGAGGUAGUUGGUCUGACCUUGCAAUACCACUUUGUUCCUAGGGACAGGGGCUAGUGACUCGCUAUACUCAUUACAGUUGUACUAAACCUGGAGGUAGCCCAUGUAAUAUUCUCUCAGUGGGUGUGGAAUAUGAUGUGCUUGCUUUAGAAACUAGAAGAACAGAUGUAAAUAUGUUUUGAUACGAUGUAAAGGAGUGGAUACUUUGGCAUAGAGCCAUCGAGAUGCAUGGUUUGCUAAUAAAUUGAAAGAUAACUGUGAAUGAGUCGUUUUAAACCUAUUGGUUGACCAACUAAUGACAUUAUUUUCAUUCUGUGCAUCCACAAAGGAGAAUGGGCAUGUUCAGAACAACAAUUUGGGACUUAUUUUCGAAAGACAAUGAUAAUUUAUUUUAUGUAUCGGUAUUCUACUUGAUACUAAGAGCGCAAAUCUUGUAAUAUCUGUGCAUAUGCAUGAUUUUAUUACAAACAUUACAAAACAAUAUAUUUUCGUGUUACAAUGAAACACUUCAGUACAGAUGGGAUAAAACUACUUACUUAAAUUCAGCAGUGGUCUGCUGCUCCCAAAUAGUGACAAAUACAGUCAUAGUCCAAAGUAAACACUUUCUUUUCGUAUCUUUCCAGCUGGACCAUUGCUGUGCACUUGUUCUUGUCCCGCUGCAGAAUACGACCCACCUGUACACACACAUUUAGAUAUAAAGUUGAGGGACAGCAUCACAAACACAAUCAAGGGAUGGAA
Molecule: messenger RNA, 1737 nt
Organism: Dunckerocampus dactyliophorus (ringed pipefish)
Lineage: Eukaryota; Metazoa; Chordata; Actinopteri; Syngnathiformes; Syngnathidae
Gene: pqbp1
Product: polyglutamine binding protein 1
Exons: 6
Coding region: 178-867 (229 amino acids)
Biological process (GO): alternative mRNA splicing, via spliceosome
Cellular component (GO): cytoplasm; nuclear body
Molecular function (GO): ribonucleoprotein complex binding; protein binding
Source: RefSeq, a predicted model, not a curated record